This is a messenger RNA of Ictalurus furcatus (blue catfish), 1288 nucleotides long. It is a transcript of the gene mea1, whose product is annotated as male-enhanced antigen 1. The record is from RefSeq and is a predicted model, not a curated record. The transcript is spliced from 4 exons. The coding region runs from base 158 to 712 and encodes 184 amino acids. NCBI's taxonomy places the organism in Eukaryota, Metazoa, Chordata, Actinopteri, Siluriformes, Ictaluridae. Gene Ontology annotation, biological process: spermatogenesis.
CCGCUUCCGUGCGGAAGAAAAUUCUACAUUUUAAGCUUCAACUUGGUCCUUACGUGUUUGUUUAUAGCUAUAAAUUAAAUAUCUACGAGAGUAAAAAUAGGCGACACGAGUGACGACUGUGCACACCGUUGAUACAGAGACCGCUUUGAACCCGUGGAUGGAAGUGGAGAGGACCCGGGGGAUGGGUCCUGAAAGAGUGUUGCCGAGCUCGGAGGAGGAGCUGGGACAGGAGCGAGUGUCGGAGCCCGCGGCUGAUGAGUGGAGCGGUGAGGACGGCGAGGAGGAGGACGGAGCCCCGGGGGAGGAAGAGGAGGACAGCGCGGGUUAUUAUUAUCAACCACUGAACCAGGAGCCUGAUGGAGUUCCCAACACACCGCUGGAGCAAAACGACGAGGCAACACAUGCCGAUCAACUGCAGGAGGUGCAGGAAAGAAUAGAGGCCAUGGGCUUGUUCCUGCCUCAGCCACCAGCUCCAGACAGUGAUGAGGAGGAGGAUCCUGACGGAGCUGCUGCACAUCGGAGCCAUGCCUCCAUUCCUAUGGAUCCCGAUCACGUUGAGCUUGUGAAAAGGACCAUGGCAGCAGUGAACUUGCCGUCCCUGGGGAUCCCUGCCUGGGCUCGUGAGAUUUCAGAUGAUCAGUGGAAAGACAUGGUGCAGAAGACUCUCCAGUCUCGGCAGAGCUCAGCAGGCCUCUUACUGCAACACAAAUGAAAUGACCAGAAUGCCUUUAUCACUUUCUCCCUUUCUCCUUGCAGCUCAUGUUCGCGUCCCUAAUAAAACAUCAAAAGAGCCUGUAAGAUCAUGUGACUGAAGUGACAAAGAACAGUUGUUUAUUAUAUAUUGUAUUUGCUUGAAAUGAAUGCACCUGAUACCAUGAUGCACAGAAUACUCUAACAUUUUUGCAGGGUUUAACGUAUUUUAGGGUAGUUAUUGUCUCCUAAACAUUCCCGCCUUAAUUUCUGCAACUCAGUUUUAAUAUUUUGACGUAUUUAACUGCACUGUAAUCUAGACCGCUUAGUCUUUAUAUAAUCUUUUUUCCUUUCAGUAUCAACCAGUUCAGUUUAUUUCCGUAUUAUAAGACGAGUGUCUCCUAAUAACAAUAUUCAUAGGCUUAAUUUGUUUAAAAUCUUCUGCUUAUUGAUGCAUAUACGUGUCCUAAACAUUCAGAAAUGUAUUUUUGUCCUUCAUUUUUAACUUUAUUUUUGUUCUGUACAUACAUGAACAUCUGUACAAAAUAUGACUUUCAUAGUAUGUAAUGCUCUGCCUAAUUAAAGUACAACAUAUGUA